Molecule: messenger RNA, 1971 nt
Organism: Paramecium sonneborni
Lineage: Eukaryota; Ciliophora; Oligohymenophorea; Peniculida; Parameciidae
Source: the annotation of a GenBank genome assembly
AUACGAUGUAAUAAUCACUAUUUGAUAAUAUUCGCUAAUUUGCUUUAAAGUUUGACAUGUUUGGAUAACCACCCUCCUUUAGAAUUUUGGGAAAAUAGAAAUAUAAUUCUACUAUAGGGGCCCUUUUUACAAUUGGAACUUUAUUCUUUGCUUUAGCUUAUUUAGUUGUUGGAAUAUAAGAAUUAGUGGCCAAAGAUUCACCAAAUGUGAUUCAAUCAGAAAGACAAGUAAUUGAGACAUCUGUAUAUUUUUGAUAUAUUAAGCCAUUUUUUCUUAACAGAAACAACUUCACACUCGCUAUAACAUUGGCUGAUCUCAAUAGCCAACCUUUGACAACUAUAAAUAAGUUUUUUAAUAUUUAACUUAAAAAUUGCUAAACCCUUAGAAUCUAUAAUGAGAAAACUUAGACUUCAAAUGUAACAAGAAAGUAAUUAAUAUUUUAAUUUAGUUGUACAAUUAUUCCCCUUGAAGCAUGUACAAAAGAUCAUUUUUUAUCUGAUACUCAAGUUGACUACUUUUCAAGAAUUAGACUGGGUUCUGUACAAUGCAUCCAAAAGGAUUAUUGGGAUAGUUAUCCACCUGUAAUGAAAGUUAUUUAUUAUUUCUUUAGGUAUUACAAGGAAUUAAAACAAGUCCUAUAUAUUCAUCAUUGACAAUCACUGUUUCAGUGUGUAAGAAUUCAACUAAUAAUAUGGAUUGUGCCCCAAUUGAAGAUAUUAAAAAAUAAUUAAGUUCUGGAUUUUAUGCAGUUCAUUUAAGUGAUUCAUUAUUACAAAUGAAUAGGGCUACCAAUAUGUCAUUAGAUGUCAUAAACAUUUAAUACUAUACAUUUUCAAUUACCACAUCUAAAAAUAUAUUUUAGCAAUUUAAAGUGAUAGAAACCCAAACAGAUUCUGGAUUGGUUUUUUCAGAUUUUUCCAAAUAACAAGUUUUGAUUUAAGAUACCUUAAGAGAAUCGGCUGACUUAUAUAAUGGCGAAUAUUUAGUCUUACAUAAUAUAAAUUUAAGCCCAAAAUAUAGCGAAUAUUAAAGAUCUUAUGUUAAAAUUUAGGCAAUUUUAAGUAGAGUUGGAGGUUUAUAUUAAAUGAUAUUUUUAUUAUUGGCUGCUUUUAUUAAACCGUUAGUUCAAUUAAUGUUAGAUAUAGAUAUGGCAAAUGAACUUUUUAAAUUUGGGUUUUAAAAUAAUAACAAAGAUAAAUCAAAUAUAUCUGAAGAUAAUAAAGUUAUUGAUGCAUUAGCUGGAAUAGUCAGAAGUAGGAGAAGGCUAUUAUCCCCCAGAGAUACUGGAAAAUUAAAUAGUGAGCCUAAUCAAGAAAUUAAUAUUGUAAUGAAUGUUAAUUUAAUCAUUUUUAGAAUGAAAGUUUAAAUGAAAUCUUAAAAAAAAGAAACCAAAUUGAUCCAACAAUCAAAUAAAUUAUAUGGAUAUAUAUUGGAUGUGAUAAAAAAAAGAGAAAGAUGUUAGAUAUUGCAAAAGAAAAAUAUAUGGAAAAACUAGAUGUGAAAUUAAUAAUUUAGAAAUUAUAUCAAUUUGAUUAACUUAGAGAUAUAAUUUUGACAGAAGAAUAGAAGAAAUUAUUUAAAUAUUUGCCAAAGCCUAAUAUUGUUUAAGAUUUAGAGCAAGCAAAAUUUUUAGAUUUUCAAAAUUAAAGUUAGCAAUUAGAAUCAAUAGCAAUAUAGGAAGCAUUUGAAGCAUAUGAAAAGGUAUUAUCAUAAGGUUAAAAAUCAGUAGUUAAUUUAAAAUUAAUUUAAUCAUUAGACCCUGAAAUUUAGAUACUAUUUUAAUCAAUUUAAAAGAGUCAAGCUAAUUAAAAUUAAUUUUUGAAUGAGAUUCCUUUGAAUUAAUCUAAAGUCAGAUUUGAUGGUGGUGAUUUAGCAGAAUAUUAAUCAAUCUAUCAAGAAUGUAAUACAAUUCCUCAAAGAAUCUAUACAAAGAUUGCUAAAAAAAUGAAUAAAUAACAUGAAACAUAAUGA